UAUAAACAUUUUACGAACGUCGUCAAACUAGUGCGGAGCUGCUUUAUAUGGUUUCCAUCGUUCUUGCUGUGGUGAAUGUGUGAGACCUGUGACAGUUGCAAUUAUUUAAGCGAUGCUUGAUGUUGAUAGAUGGAUAGAUAUCGCGAAAGAAUGCAAGUAUUUGCCAGAAAACGAUCUAAAGAAACUGUGUGGCAUUGUUUGCCGGCUGCUGUUGGAAGAAUGCAACAUUCAACCUGUCUCCACACCUGUCACUGUGUGUGGAGACAUUCAUGGGCAGUUUUACGACCUUGAAGAGUUGUUUCGAACAGGGGGGCAGGUUCCUGAGACAAACUACAUAUUCUUGGGGGACUUUGUAGACCGAGGCUACUACAGUUUGGAAACAUUUACUCGUCUUCUGACUCUCAAGGCUAAAUGGCCUGACAGGAUCACACUUUUGCGUGGGAACCACGAGAGUCGACAGAUUACCCAAGUGUAUGGAUUUUACGAUGAAUGCCAAACUAAGUAUGGGAAUGCAAAUGCCUGGAAAUACUGCUGCAAAGUGUUUGACCUCCUGACCGUGGCCGCUAUAAUUGACGAGCAAGUGCUCUGUGUUCAUGGUGGAUUGUCACCUCAGAUCAAGACACUAGACCAAGUACGAACAAUUGAGAGGAAUCAGGAGAUUCCCCAUAAGGGUGCCUUCUGUGAUCUUGUGUGGUCUGACCCUGAAGACGUGGAGACUUGGUCAGUAAGUCCACGAGGGGCUGGCUGGCUUUUUGGUGCUAAGGUUACCCAUGAGUUCAUGCACCUCAACAACUUGAAGCUGAUAUGCAGGGCACAUCAGCUAGUACAUGAAGGCUACAAGUACAUGUUUGACGACAAGCUGGUGACAGUUUGGUCAGCACCAAACUACUGUUACCGAUGCGGUAACAUUGCUGCUGUUCUCUCCUUCACGGAGGUCGACUCUCGAGCCGCAAAGUUAUACCAUGCAGUGCCAGACUCGGAGCGUGUGAUACCACCCCGGAACACAACACCGUACUUUUUGUAGCAUGGCUUGUGAUUUUGCACCUUUCUGUUUGGUCGUUGAUGUGCUGUGCAACAUGCUGUGCUUAUCCGUAGGCAGCCUGUGAAGCAGUGAGACGUCCAGUAAAAGGGAGGGCAGUUCUGCAUCAAUUCAAAGGAAUGGACUGUUGGUCCUGUCACCUGCCCUAAACGUACCUUGCCAGAGAGCUUGGAGAGAAUUUUUUUUUUUUUUUCAUUCUUCAGUAUUUGUUUACACAAAAAGUCAUUGUUUUAAGUGGCAAUGCACGUGUAAAUCAUCACAUUUUGUGGCAUUGUCACAAGAGGGCUGUGGCUGUUCUAACUGAAGUAACCAUAGGGUGAGGCAUGUUCGUUUUAUGAGAUUUGGCAUGUUAGAAUGUAAUGAAGGUUGAGUUUGGCCAUUC
Dermacentor silvarum is the source of this 1421-nucleotide messenger RNA. It is a transcript of the gene PpV, whose product is annotated as serine/threonine-protein phosphatase 6 catalytic subunit. Lineage: Eukaryota; Metazoa; Arthropoda; Arachnida; Ixodida; Ixodidae. The coding region runs from base 113 to 1024 and encodes 303 amino acids. Gene Ontology annotation, biological process: G1/S transition of mitotic cell cycle; peptidyl-serine dephosphorylation. Gene Ontology annotation, molecular function: protein serine/threonine phosphatase activity. Gene Ontology annotation, cellular component: cytoplasm. The record is from RefSeq and is a predicted model, not a curated record. The transcript is spliced from 10 exons.